Penaeus vannamei (Pacific white shrimp) is the source of this 2601-nucleotide messenger RNA. Lineage: Eukaryota; Metazoa; Arthropoda; Malacostraca; Decapoda; Penaeidae. The record is from RefSeq and is a predicted model, not a curated record.
AUGCUCCGUCCAAUACCCCACUGCUCCACCAACUACACCGCUGAUAACCUAGCUCACCAUUGCCCCAACCGCUACACCAAUGCCUCAUCCAGUCUGAGAUUGCUUAUUCUUUCGCAAGGUUUGACCAUCAGUAACUCAAUUUCUAACGAGAAAGGUUACGAUUUCCACCCUUACGGUUUAGCCCGAGUCAGCCUUCGUGUUUGCAGACGACGACGUAACUAUGGACACAGAGUGCUUUCCGUCUCCUGUCUCGCACUCGUUACCCAUUAUGGAUUCGUAGCAGUAGGAUGUAGCCCAGCUGUUGUGAAUUAUGGGCCCUUGAGUAAAGAGAAGAUGACUCAGGAGGAGGACGAUCUGGAAGAAGAAUUACGUUGCUUAGAUAUUCGUGAAGAUCAUGGGGCUGAAGAGAGUGAUGUAACCCCUACAAAUACACCUCCAUCAUCACCUCCUAUUUUGUAUAUAAAGAAGUACCCACCAAGUCAACCUGUUGGAUAUGAAGAAAAUAAAGAUUUUGGAAGAUAUUCAAGAGGAGAUGACAAUGAAUGCAGAUCAGACUCCUCUUUAUCAUGGGGUGAUGAUGAGUUUGAAGGAGAGGCCACCAGACAAGUCAGUGCCCUCUUUGACCAACUUGACUCUUUGCUCUAUCAGGAUGACUCUGUAACCUCUGCUGUGCCAUGGUCUGUUAGUGGAAGCACAAAAGUGUGUGUGAACGAGGAUGAGAAAACUGUUUCACCUGCUGGAAGUAUUGGGUACUUCUCAAGUCCAGAGAGUAAUCCUGAUGAACACAUUGAAACCAAUAUAAAAACAAUUAACAAAGAUACAAUUUUUAAUGUGGAUAAUGUGGGAUCACAAACUUUAUUGUUAAACAGUGCAAGAUUAUUAGAAUCAAGUUCUGGAUUAGGUAGUGAUCUUCUGGUAGCCCCUGAACCGACUCCAGAAUUACUAGAGGAAUGCUCAAAUUGGGUACACCACUUUCCACAUUUUAGAAUUAGGGGGCGUGUAUUGGAGACAUCAUUGCUUAAUAUCAUAGAGCAGUAUAUGAAUGAAGAUUCUCUGCAUGAAGAAACCUUAGAAAAUGAGGAAGUGAUUGAAGAAGAUGGUCACUUUCACCAUCUGCUGCCUAUAGUUAAUAUUGUCAGUGCCAAUCAAGUAAAAAAUUCUUCUCAUGUUAAUCCAAAGACAGGGACUUCCAGUAGUCGAGUGUGUAGUGGAUCAAAUGAUCCAGAAGUACUAAAAGAGCAAGUGCUCAUAAUGCUCUUUGAUCAUUUGUGGCCUACAGUGACAAAAGCAAUUGAACCACUGCUUCAUUCAUAUGCCAAGUAUGUAAUUGAACAGUCAGUACAAUAUUCAUCUCUCUCUAGGGAGCCCAGUACUAGAGGGGCCAGAAGGGGUAGACAGACUCCUGUAAGAAAAUAUAGUGCAGAUCUUGGGAGAGCUACUCAGAGGCACCUAAAGCUCCCAGAGAGUGUGAAUAGACCUGAUAGUGGCAUUUCUGUUAGAGGAUACAGAGCAAAUCGUCCAUUGAGUGGAAUCCAGCGACCAUCAAGUGCUAUAAAUAGAUUGCAGGGUUUUCAGCCUACACCAAGUAUCCACCAAGGAGAAUUACAAGAACUUCUGCAGGUAACAACAAAACCAUUGCAGAAUGGAGAAGAUAGAUUACGUUCUAGAAUCUCUUCUGCUUCACAUACCCGUGAGUCUUCAGCUCGGUCCAGUCUGUCUUUGGUAUCUCUUCCUUCUGUCACAACUCCUCGAGGCACAACACAGCGACCUGUAUCUUCUAGAGCAGCUCAUCAUCUUCUGACCCCCAUGCGCAUUGACAGUUUUAGUACCACUUUGGAGCAAAGGCCAUCAUCUACCUCAUCAUAUAAUGCUCGUUCUAGAUUUCAGGAAAAAUUCCAUCAUUUAAGUAGACAAGGUACAAUACAAGAAAUGAGCAGUAAUGUAUCGGCUGUGGAAAUUGAGGAAGAACCACAAGAUUUUCCAAGUCCUACAUGGUCUCGGCACAUAUCUUUCUUACCACCAAUUGCAGAUAAUUCAAGCAGUAAUUUACCAAAGGUAUAUAGUGGUCCAUCACUCUCAAGACAGAAUUCAUCCUCAAGAAGAUCUGCCUCAGGAGAAAGAAGUUACCAGCCCAGUGGACAUGACACUCAGCAGUCCCAGGUAAUGCCAGGGGAAGAAUCGCAGCUAUCCUCCCUUACUGUUAGAGGUACCACGUUGUCAGCAGCACAUCGACCACAUGCGCACACCAAACCCAAGAGGCAUACAUGGGCCUCAGGGAAACGACCCAUUGAGCCCUUCUUAUCAUGGGUAGUGGAACGAGUUGAUGAUGGUGCUCGUUCAGUAGAUCAAGACCGGAACCUGGGUAUCAAGAAUUCUUUAAUUAAUUGGGAAAACAAUAACAUAUCAUUGAUGAGGACUAAACACUUUAGAAGGUUAGAGGCUUCAAGCUGUAAAUAGUAAUGCUAGUAUACCUAUACAUAGUAUGUUUUAUUUGCUGAUGUACGCAAUGCAUAACUUGUACAGUCACCUUCACAUUUUCACUGGAGUGCAUGUUAUUUCAUUUUCCGAGAAUAGUAGCUUAGAUUCCAUCAUUUGCAAUAA